Messenger RNA from Mycosarcoma maydis (corn smut), 1863 nucleotides. RefSeq lists its product as uncharacterized. The transcript has a single exon. Gene Ontology annotation, biological process: carbohydrate metabolic process. Gene Ontology annotation, molecular function: kinase activity; phosphotransferase activity, alcohol group as acceptor. NCBI's taxonomy places the organism in Eukaryota, Fungi, Basidiomycota, Ustilaginomycetes, Ustilaginales. The record is from RefSeq and is a predicted model, not a curated record. Bases 1 to 1863 code for a protein of 620 amino acids.
AUGACGAUGACGAUGAAAAGUGCCACCAGAUUCUACUACAUCGGUGUCGAUGUCGGCACCGGCUCUGCGCGAGCAGCAUUAGUCGACAAUGACGGCAACAUUCUCGCAGAAUCCACCCAUGCUACCCAAACAUUCCGCCUCGAAUCAGAUGCGCGCAUCUUCGAGCAGUCGACCACCGAUAUCUGGUCUCAGAUCAAGCUGGCCAUUACUCAGGUGGUUGCUGCAUCCAAAGUCGACCCUAGCCUCAUCAAAGGUGUUGGAUUCGACGCAACUUGCUCUCUUGCAGUGACCGAUUUCGAUGGCAACCCCAUUGCAGUCACCCCUCAAUCUCCCACGACAAGUUUCAAUUGGGGACCAGGAGAACGCAACGUCAUCUUGUGGGCAGACCACCGUGCUGAAGCCGAAGCAGCACUCAUCAACUCGACCGGAUCUAAAGUGCUCAACUAUGUCGGCAAAACCAUGUCGCUCGAAAUGGAGAUUCCUAAGAUUCUGUGGUUGAAAAAACACAUGCCAGCAGAACUCUUUGAGCAGUGCAUGUUCUUCGAUUUGCCCGACUAUCUGACAUACAAAGCAACAGGCUCGCUGGCGAGGAGCAACUGCUCCUUGGUCUGUAAGUGCUCCUAUGUCCCUCCGGGCGUUGACGGUUCCGAGUUGGGCUGGCAGCCGGAGUUUUUCGAACAGAUUGGGUUGGGUGAAUUGGUCAAGAAUGACUUUCAGCAGUUAGGCGGUGUUCCGGGUCGCAACGGCAUAGUGCUUACUGCCGGUCAGCCUGUUGGUGAUGGUCUGAGCGCUGAUGUUGCUACCGAGCUUGGAUUAGCACCUGGCACCGCUGUUGGGUCGGCUCUGAUUGAUGCAUAUGCAGGUUGGGUUGGCACCGUUGCUGCACCAGCUACCAAUCCCGUGGAUGAAAGCAAGAACAGCCCAUCGCUCAUCAGCUCGCAGAACCGACUGGCUGCGAUCGCAGGAACUAGCACGUGCUACUGCGUCCAAUCACCCGACGGUAUCCUCGUCGACGGCGUCUGGGGUCCUUACAAACAUGCUGUUUUCCCUGGACUAUGGAUGAACGAAGGAGGCCAGUCUUCCACCGGUCAACUCAUCGACUUUAUCAUCGACACUCAUCCGGCAGCACCAUCGCUUCGCACUCUGGCCUCGGAGACCAACCGCUCGCCUUUCGUCGUUCUCCAUGACAAGAUCGACUCGCUCGCCUCUGAGGCUUCCCUUGCGCAUGCAUCACUGCUUACCAAGGAUCUCUUCAUCUAUCCCGACUUCCACGGAAACCGCUCGCCCCUUGCCGAUUCGAAGAUGAAAGGUAUGAUCACAGGUCUCAAACUCGACCGCUCGCUCGCCGAUCUUGCGCUCAAGUAUUAUGCCACGCUCGAAGCGAUCGCCCUACAAACCCGACACAUUAUCGAAGAGAUGAAUGCCAAGGGCCACAGGAUUGAUUCGAUCUACAUGAGUGGUGGUCACGUCAAGAACCACGUGUUCAUGCAGUUGAUCGCUGAUGUUUGCGAUAUGCCCGUCCAGCUCCCCUUCAGUUCGAGUGCCAGCGUCGUCGCUGGUUCGGCCAUCUUGGGUCGAUUUGCUGCGGAAGUCAAAGAUCCGGACUCGUCUGGCGCAAGUGGUAAAUUCGCACCAACCGAAGCAACGACGAUUAACGAUCAGAAAACAGCAGAGGAGGCCUCAUUCAAGUACAAGGAUCAUCUUUGGGAUCUGAUGGUUAGAAUGACCAAGCCGGGUACAUUGGUCUCCCCGCAAAAGGAUGAGAAGCUGGCCAAGUUGCUGCAAGUCAAGUACAAGAUCUUUCGCGAAUCCAUCACGAUGCAACGCAAGUGGGAGUCCAUGAUUGAUGAAGCGAUCAACUAG